UUCCUUCUACUAUGUACUGGCAUUCUGCCCUCACACGAGUAUUCAUUUCACACUGAAGUUCCAGUUUGUGCUGCUGUAAUGAUAUUAUUGCUGUCUACAAAGUGCUGAUAGGCAAUAGCGCCAACAGAUGGCAAGAGCUAAGAAGCAGAUUUGCCGUCUUCUGUUGGACUACUUUGAUAAGACCUAUACAGAGGAACUUGGGGACCAUUGGCGUACCAUUAAAGAAGUGCUUACAACGCCAGAGCUCUGGCAAUAUGCAGUGUUGCUGAAUAAUUUCCAGUGCACCUCAGGAUCUGAGCUUGAGAAGCGCCUGCGAGUGCACGGUUACCAUCGGCUGUCCUCCGAGAUAACCCUUUCAGCCUAUCCGAAAACACUGAAUUGUUAUAUUCACCGAAAGCCUAAAAGGUUUCCUUCUCAGCGCCACCAGCACGGCAAGAUUAAAGAAUACUACAUACUGAACGCUUCAUCCCUACUUCCCGUGCUAGCGUUAGAUGUCAAGGAUGGGGAGGCGGUACUGGAUAUGUGUGCUGCCCCUGGUGGCAAGUCAAUAGUACUGCUGCAAUGUAUGUCACCAGGGCACCUUCAUUGUAACGAGCCAGAUAUCAAUAGAUCACGGUGGCUGAAGCAGACAUUGGAAUCCUUUGUGCCAUUGUCCCACAUGGGUGCCAUCACCACCUCAGAAAUGGAUGGAAGGAUAAUGGGACGGUUACACGCCAAUGCAUAUGACAAGGUGUUAGUAGAUGCUCCUUGUUCCAAUGACCGUAGUUGGCUGUUUUCCUCGGAUUUUGGAAAGGCGACAGAACGCAUAUCCCAAAGGAAGUUACUCCCAGUUAUACAAACAGAGUUACUCAGGUCUGCGAUCCGUGCCCUUAGUCCCGGGGGAUCCCUGGUGUAUUCUACUUGCACGUUAUCCAAGGCAGAAAACAGUGAUGUGAUUUCCAAUAUCUUGAAUUCCUGCAGUGAAGUUAUUCCUGAGGACCUAAGUGACAUGGCCAGCAGGUUAUCCCACGAGUUUACGUUCGCACCUGGGGUAUCUCAUGGACUCCUGGUUCUCCCAGAUAAAGGAAAAGCUUGGGGACCCAUGUUUGUAUCUAAAUUAAUAAAACUAUAGUUAAAGUAA
Pseudophryne corroboree (corroboree frog) is the source of this 1120-nucleotide messenger RNA. RefSeq names its product NOP2/Sun RNA methyltransferase 3 (gene NSUN3). The coding region runs from base 128 to 1111 and encodes 327 amino acids. The transcript has 6 exons. Gene Ontology annotation, biological process: rRNA methylation. Lineage: Eukaryota; Metazoa; Chordata; Amphibia; Anura; Myobatrachidae. The record is from RefSeq and is a predicted model, not a curated record. Gene Ontology annotation, molecular function: RNA methyltransferase activity. Gene Ontology annotation, cellular component: mitochondrial large ribosomal subunit.